Peromyscus maniculatus bairdii (prairie deer mouse) is the source of this 518-nucleotide messenger RNA. Lineage: Eukaryota; Metazoa; Chordata; Mammalia; Rodentia; Cricetidae. The record is from RefSeq and is a predicted model, not a curated record.
AAUUUAGGUUAUAAGAGCUAGUUAGAGAUGCUCAGGUCAAAAUGGCGGGCCGACCUGCUGUUACAGUGUCAAGCAAGUGGCUGGCUGGUUUUCAAAAAUGGUAUUAUAAUGCUGCAGGAUUCAACAAACUGGGGUUAAUGCAAGAUGAUACAAUAUACGAGAUUGAAGAUGUGAAAGAAACCAUAAGAAGGCUUCCUGAGAAUAUUUAUAAUGACAGAAUGUUUCGAAUUAAGAGAGCUCUGGACCUGACUAUGAGGCAUCAGAUCUUGCCUAAGGAGCAGUGGACAAAAUAUGAGGAGGUAGAACAGGACAAAUUCUACCUUGAACCCUAUCUGAAAGAGGUUAUUCGGGAAAGAAAAGAGAAGAAUGGACGAAGAAGUGAUCUUGUAGUUGAGAUCUGUGGAUGUGCCUGGUCUUAGCAUGUUUUUAUGAAGUUUCAACUUGAAUCACAAUUUAAGAAUUAUUUGCUCUGCAGAGGCCUCUCUUUAAAUAAAUGUCUAUUGUAACCAUAAAAAAAA